GGCGGCGGCGCGAUGGCGCGGGCGGCGGCGGCGGCGGCCCCGGGGCGGCGGGCGACGCGGAGGGCGGGCUGAGCGCAUGGAGCGGCGCGGGCCGGUGACCGCGGCGGCGAGGGGCCGGGCCGGGCCAGGCGGAGGACUGUAUUGCCAGAGGACAUGAUCAUCUUGAGGCACCUGGGCAGCUCUCAGGAAUCCAGAGCAGCUGAGUUCCACACCACCAGCAGUGAGGGCCACUGCCUGCCACCCACAGACCUGGCCUUUAGGCUGCGCCGAAGCCAAUGAACCCCAUGCACCCUGUGAAACCCGCCCUGCCCCCCGCGCCACACGGUGAUGGUCCAUUUGCUUAUGAGGCGGUGCCUUGGCAGCAGAGCGCCACUCAGCCCGCGGGAUCGCUGUCGGUGGUCACGACCGUGUGGGGCGUCGGCAACGCGGCCCAGAGCCAGGUUUUGGGGAGCCCCAUGGGCCCUGCAGGGAGCCCCCCUGGCAGCUCCGUGAUGCCUGGCAUGGCCGGCAGCGGCUCUGCCCUGAACUCCCCGCAGUGCCUCGGACAGCAGGCAUUUGGAGAGGGUGCCACCCCCAAGGGCUUCGUGCAGCAGGGGGUGUACAGCCGCGGGGGCUACCCCGGGGGCCCCGGCUUCACUACUGGGUAUGCGGGCGGCCCGGGGGUGCCCGGGGGCCUGGGUCUGCCCUCACACGCCACACGACCCUCCACCGAUUUCACUCAGGCGGCAGCGGCGGCCGCGGUGGCUGCUGCCGCGGCCACGGCCACGGCCACGGCCACGGCCACCGUGGCCGCCCUCCAGGAGAAGCAGAGCCAGGAGCUGAGCCAGUACGGAGCGAUGGGGGCCGGGCAGGCUUUUAACAGCCAGUUCCUGCAGCACGGAGGUCCCCGGGGGCCCAGCGUCCCCAGCAGCAUGACCCCUGCCGGCGUGGGAGGGCUGCUGGGCCCCUCUGGCAUGAGCCCCAUGGGCAUGAAUCCCACCCGGGCAGCGGGCAUGGCACCCCUGUAUGCAGGGCAGCGCCUGCCCCACCACGGGUACCCUGGGCCCCCCCAGGCCCAGCCACUGCCCCGACAGGGGGUCAAGAGAGCCUACUCCAGCGAGGUUUACCCAGGGCAGCAGUUCCUGCCGGGAGGCCAGUAUGGGCCUAGUGCCACCCAGUAUGUGCCUGGCACCGGGCAGCCUCCCGCCCCCUCCUCCUACCCCGGGCACCGGCUGCCCUUGCAGCAGGGCAUGGGCCAGGCCCUGCCUGCCUCUGGCCCUGCAGGACUGCACUACAAGCCCGCAGAGCAGUUCAACGGGCAGGGCACCAGCUUCAGCGGGGGGAGCAUCAGCUACAGCCAGCCUGGCCUGAGUGGGCCCACCCGUUCCAUCCCUGGCUACCCCAGCUCCCCACUGCCGGGGAGCCCCACGCCGCCCAUGACCCCCGGCAGCAGCGUCCCCUACAUGUCCACCAGCCAGGAGGUCAAGUCUCCUUUCCUGCCCGACCUCAAGCCCAGUGUGAGCUCCUUGCACCCGUCACCCCCCGCUGCCGGCUCACACCAGCGCGGCCCGCUCCCAGGCAGCGGCCCCUGUGACGAGCUGCGGCUGACCUUCCCUGUGCGCGACGGGGUGGUCCUGGAGCCCUUCCGCCUGCAGCACAACCUGGCCGUGAGCAACCACGCCUUCCAGCUCCGCGACUCUGUCUACAAGACCCUGAUGCUGAGGCCUGACCUGGAGCUCCAGUUCAAGUGUUACCACCACGAGGACCGGCAGAUGAACACCAACUGGCCAGCCUCGGUGCAGGUCAGCGUCAACGCCACCCCGCUGACCAUCGAGCGCGGCGACAACAAGACGUCCCACAAGCCCCUGUACCUGAAGCACGUGUGUCAGCCGGGCCGCAACACCAUCCAGAUCACGGUCACGGCCUGCUGCUGCUCCCACCUCUUCGUGCUGCAGCUCGUACACCGGCCGGCCGUCCGCUCGGUGCUGCAGGGUCUUCUCAAGAAGCGCCUCCUGCCCGCCGAGCACUGCAUCACCAAGAUAAAGCGCAACUUCAGCAGCGGCACCAUUCCCGGGCCCAACGGCGAGGACGGGGUGGAGCAGACGGCCAUCAAGGUGUCCCUCAAGUGCCCCAUCACCUUCCGCAGGAUCCAGCUCCCCGCCCGUGGGCACGACUGCCGCCACAUCCAGUGCUUCGACCUGGAGUCCUACCUACAGCUCAACUGUGAGCGGGGGACCUGGAGGUGCCCCGUGUGCAACAAGACGGCGUUGCUGGAGGGGCUGGAGGUGGAUCAGUACAUGCUGGGAAUCCUCAUUUACAUUCAGAACUCCGAUUUCGAGGAGAUCACCAUCGACCCCACGUGCAGCUGGAAGCCAGUGCCCGUGAAGCCCGAUGUGCACGUCAAGGAGGAGCCCGACGGGCCCGUGCUCAAACGCUGCCGCACCGUGAGCCCCGCACACGUGCUCAUGCCCAGCGUCAUGGAGAUGAUCGCGGCCCUGGGCCCCGGGGCUGCCCCCUUCGCCCCCCUGCAGCCCCCCUCGGCUCCGGCCCCCGGCGACUACCCCGGGCAGGGUUCCAGCUUCCUGGGACCCGGGACCUUCCCUGACUCCUUCCCGCCUACCACACCCAGCACCCCGGCCCUUCCUGAGUUCACCGCGGGGCCGCCCCCCAGCUCCUACCAGUCCGAACUUCCCAGCAGCCUCCUGACACCAGAGAAGGCUGCCCCCUGCCUCCCAGGCCAGAUGGCACCAGCGGGUCACCUGGACCCGGCCCACAACCCCGGUCCACAGGGGCUGCACGCCCCCAGCCUUGGGGGGCCCCCGGGGCCCCAGCUGCACCAUCCAAACCCUCCCCCAGCAUCCCGGCAGCCCCUGGGCCCAGUGAGCUCGGGCCCAAUCGGCGAGCUGGCCUUCAGCGCGGCCACAGGCGUGAUGGGGCCCCCCAUGUCUGGGGCGGGGGAGGCCCCGGAACCGGCCCUGGACCUGCUCCCAGAGCUGACCAACCCCGAGGAACUGCUGUCCUACCUGGGCCCACCUGACCUCCCCACAAACAACAAUGACGACCUGCUCUCUCUCUUCGAGAACAACUGAUCCUGUAGACCCCACCCAGCCGGCGGGGACACGCCCGCAGAUGUCACCGUGCCCCGCCCCCCCACCUGCGUCCGCCCCGGCCCCCCGGCCCCCCGGCACUAGAGGCAGCUGCGCUGGGGGGGAGGGGGCUGCGCGUGGACCCCCUGACCCCCACUCUGCUGCAGAAUGGUGUUUGAUGAGAUGCUCAGCCCCGCCCCCCCAGCCCAGCUUUGCCCCGUCCAUACACCCCUGCUACCCCAACUUUGCGCCUCGCCCCUGGUCCCUCCAGCCCUGCCUGCUCCCACCAGCCUGCAUCUUGUCCAGCGUUGACCCUUCUGUUUCAACAACCCCUUGGCUCACUGGCGAGGAGCCGGGCUGCUCUGUCCAGAGUCUGCGCUCACGGUGGGAGCGGGACCCCCUCUUCCCACCCGCGGCUUCAGGCCAAGGCUGCAGGGUGGGGCGCUCUAAAGCACAAUGAUGUACAUAGCGUAGGAACACUAGGAGGUGUGGACGGCCAGUCCCUCCUGGGCUGCCAGGGACCCCGCGGGCUCCUGGCCCCGCCUGGGUGCGGACGGCGGGGGGUGGGCGCUGCAGCUCCGCUCCGUGUGCGCAUUCUCCAGCGGGUGGCUCCUCCGAGGUCCCCUUUUAUGUGAAAGUGAAGAAUCCGUGCCGCCGUGUUUUUUACACCUGCCUCUCCCGUGCCCACCCUGGGGCCAAGCCAGGUGGGGGAGGAGGAGCCUCCGAGUCGUGUCCCCUGUCUGCCCGUCUCUAUUAAAGGACUCCCUCACGCCGGG
Molecule: messenger RNA, 3841 nt
Organism: Mirounga angustirostris (Northern elephant seal)
Lineage: Eukaryota; Metazoa; Chordata; Mammalia; Carnivora; Phocidae
Gene: ZMIZ2
Product: zinc finger MIZ-type containing 2
Exons: 20
Coding region: 276-3068 (930 amino acids)
Biological process (GO): regulation of transcription by RNA polymerase II; protein sumoylation
Cellular component (GO): chromatin
Molecular function (GO): SUMO ligase activity; zinc ion binding
Source: RefSeq, a predicted model, not a curated record